Messenger RNA from Onthophagus taurus, 1009 nucleotides. It is a transcript of the gene Mlc2, whose product is annotated as myosin regulatory light chain 2. Lineage: Eukaryota; Metazoa; Arthropoda; Insecta; Coleoptera; Scarabaeidae. Gene Ontology annotation, molecular function: calcium ion binding. The record is from RefSeq and is a predicted model, not a curated record.
AGAAGGGAGCCCCUGGACACUAUACAGGCAAACUUUAUUUAAACUCGCACCUCCAGCUCCUCCGCUCAGUUGCGGGCGUAGCAAAGAGGGCAUUACAUCGACACCGGAACCAUGGCGGAUAAAGAGAAAAAGGUUAAGAAGAAGAAGAAGGAAGAAGGAGAUGCUCCUGCGGCCGCACCCGCAGCCGAAACGAGGGCUUCCUCAAAAGGUUCCUCGAAAAAAGCUAAAAGAUCUGGUUCGAAUGUCUUCUCGAUGUUCUCCCAGCAUCAAGUAGCUGAAUUCAAGGAAGCCUUCCAACUAAUGGAUGCCGACAAAGACGGUAUUAUUAGUAAAAGCGAUCUUAGGGCAACUUUCGACCAAGUCGGCAAACUUUCCAACGAAAAAGAGCUCGACGAAAUGAUCAAUGAGGCCCCCGGACCACUCAACUUCACACAGUGGUUAUCGCUCUUCGCCCUCCGUAUGCAAGAUUCAGGUGGUACCGAUGAUGAUGAAGUCGUUGUAGCCGCGUUCAAAUCUUUUGAUGAAAGCGGUACCAUCGAUAGUGAUCGGUUCAGACAUGCCCUUAUGACCUGGGGUGAUAAGUUCACAGCGAAAGAAGUGGACGAUGCCUUCGAUGUAAUGGAAAUCGAUGAUAAUGGUAGGAUUGAUACCGCGGCCCUAAUUACACUCCUCACCGGUAGCCAAGAGGAAGAAGGUGAAGGUGAAGCUGCAUAAGCAACCUUCCCCAAUGACUUCUUUCGUUAACCCCGCGAUAUUCUGCGCGCCGGCCGCGCCAAUUCAUCUCCAAGAACAUCAAAUAAAAUUUUUUUUAUUUAAAAUAGUACCGGUCUCGAGACUUAACAUCAGCAUGCGCAACUAAUUUCUUUUUCUCCAUCUUAUUUUUGGCGCCAUAACGUGCAUUAUAAAUAAUCGUGUCAUCAAAAUAGGUCUAUUCGAGGGUUAUUAAUUAUUAUUAUGAACUGUAUAAAAUAAAGCGUAAAUAAAUUUUAUUAUAUUUUGUGUUUCAUUA